Messenger RNA from Pristis pectinata (smalltooth sawfish), 7306 nucleotides. It is a transcript of the gene f5, whose product is annotated as coagulation factor V. The record is from RefSeq and is a predicted model, not a curated record. Gene Ontology annotation, molecular function: oxidoreductase activity; copper ion binding. NCBI's taxonomy places the organism in Eukaryota, Metazoa, Chordata, Chondrichthyes, Rhinopristiformes, Pristidae. The transcript has 25 exons. The coding region runs from base 59 to 6010 and encodes 1983 amino acids.
ACCUAGAGGCGUGUGACAGCUGUGUGUGCCUGUUGACGAUGACACGCUUUGUUAUUUGAUGUCCUGUUGCCGAUGUGGAGGAGAUAAAAUUACAGCGUGCAACUCACCAGGUCGGCGAGCACGGCGCGCUUCGGGCUCCAGAAAAAACGGGGCAGCUUCGUGGAUUUUUAGGACAGAAGUUUGCGAGGGGCGGGUGAAGACCAUGAAGCCCUGCUCCUCACUCUUGCUGCUGAUUUCAUGUCUAAUACACGGAGGCUUGGCAUCAGUGAGGCUGCACCAUAUAGCUGCUGUUGAAAUUGAGUGGGUUUAUUCCAAGCGUGGAAGGCAGAGCUCGUUAGCAGAAACAGAAACGUUUCAAAAAGUCGUUUACAAGGAAUAUCAUGACUCUGAUUUCACCAGAGAAAAGGUUGGCCCCGAGUGGAGAGGUCUGCUGGGACCCACGUUGCGAGCUGAGGUAGGAGAUACUUUAAAAAUCCAUUUCAAGAAUAAGGCUGCUUAUCCUUUCAAUAUUCGCCCGCAAGGAAUCUCCGACGGGAAAUCCGCUGACGGAUUCAUUCAUGGAGGCAGAUUAUACUUUAAAAGCCAUGAAGAACGUAUUAUGCCACUCCAAGAACAUACUUAUGAAUGGAAGAUCACAAAAGAAGUAGGGCCAACCUCAUUUGAUCCUCAGUGCCUAACCUAUACUUAUUCUUCUGACAUUGAUGUUGUAAAAGAUAGGCAUGCAGGAUUGAUUGGAACCCUACUCAUCUGUAAACCUGAUAGUUUAGACGAAAGCGGAGAGCAAAGUGGAUUUCAUGCAGAGUUUGUUUUACUGUUUUCUGUAUUUGAUGAAAGUGAGAGUUGGUAUUAUGAGAAUGAAAAGAAGACUCCAAUCAAAAUGUAUUCUAUCAAUGGAUUUACUAAUGGCACUUUACCAGAACUUAGCGCCGAUGUUUAUGGAAUGAUUAGUUGGCAUCUGAUUGGCAUGAGCUACGGUCCUGAAAUUUUCUCUGUACAUUUUAAUGGCCAAGUCCUCUUGCAAAAUAACCAUAAAGUUUCAUCCAUUGGCCUGACUCCAGGCACUUCCAUCACUGCUGAGAUGUUUCCCUCUGAAGUUGGAAAAUGGCUGGUUUCUUCUCAAGUACAGCAUCAUCGCCAGGCUGAAUUAUAUGGAUAUCUCAACAUUAAAAAUGGCAAAUUUAAGAAACCUUCCAUGGGAUAUCAUUCAAGGAGACUAACAGGAAAGCUUCGAGAGUACUUUAUUGCAGCAGAAGAAAUGGAUUGGAAUUAUGCUUCUGAAAUUCCAAGCUAUAUUGACAGUGAUUUCAGAACUAAGUAUUUGAUGCAAGGACCAAACCGUAUUGGCAAAAUAUAUAAAAAGGCAAAAUAUGUGGAAUAUACAGAUGGAACGUUCACUCAGCGUAAAACAUCAGAUGAAGCUGUAUCUGUUCUACAAGAUGGAAUUGGGGUACCUGUUAUUAGAGGUGAAGUCAAAGAUUUAAUUAAGAUUCAUUUUAAGAAUAAGGCUAGUCGACCUUACAGCAUCUAUCCUCAUGGCAUUACAAUCAGUAAAAUGAAUGAAGGGGUUAAAUACCCUGGGAAUUCCUCAGAUUCCAAGAAUCAGGUUGAACCUGAUCAAACUUUCAUAUAUACAUGGGUCAUUUCUGAAGAAGAUGGACCAACAUCUUUGGACCCCAGGUGUCUAACAAGAAUGUAUCACAGUGCUGUGGAUAUCACACGAGACAUUGCAUCAGGACUUUUUGGACCACUUCUUAUCUGCAAGGGUCAAUCCUUGGAUGCCCGGAAUUUACAGAUAAGAGUAGAUGAGGAGCAACGCAUCAUAUUUGCAGCGCUUGAUGAGAACCAAAGCUGGUAUAUUGAUGAGAACAUUCAGUCGUGUCUGGAUCCAUCCAGUGUUGACCCCACAGACCCUGAAUUUUAUGAAUCAAACAUCAUGUACACAAUAAAUGGCUUUGUGUAUGAAAGCAAAGAGGCUUUACCAUUCUGCGAAGGUGAUGUUACAUACUGGCAUGUUUUUAGCAUUGGUUCCCAAGAUCGCAUUCUGUCAAUUAAUUUCCAUGGACACACCUUCAGCCACAGAAAGACAAAUGAGGAUAUAAUACAUCUCUUCCCCUUAUCUGGUGAAACUCUGACCAUGCAGAUGGACAAUUCCGGUGAGUGGCUUCUCAGAUCUUUAAGUACACAGCAGAGGACCUAUGGUAUGAGGAUGAGAAUUAAAGUUUACCAAUGUGCAGAUGAAGCAGUUGCAUACCCACUAGUUGUUUAUAAAAUUGAAUAUGAAGGAGACAAAGUACUGGUGGAAGUAAGUGAGGAAGUGGGCGAUGAAAGUAUUGAUGAGGAAACUCUUGAAAUUCUGAAAGAACUUGGACUACGGUCAUUCAGAAAACCACAGGAACCGACAGAGGAAGAUAUUCUCCAAUAUAUUGAAGAUGAUGGUGCAGAGGGCAACACUGUUACACUCAAGGAUGAAAAUCCAUUAAAUGUCAGUCACCUGAAUUCAAAUGGCAAUCAGAGUAAAACAUCCAUUAAUGCAAAUAAACCAAUCAAUUCACCAAAUGAAGGUGAAACAGAUGACUUAGAUUAUUACAUACAUGAAGCAGACAAAUUUGAAGAAUCUGUCAAGUUAAAUGAAAGGUCAACAGUAGAGCCAACAAAGGAAGAAACACUCAAUGAAAUGGCACAAAUAACUGAAACAUCAGUAUUUGAUUCACAGCCACUGAAUUUCACAUCGACAAGUACUCAUUUAAACCACAAUAUGCAAGGUGUGAUUAAAGAAGAUACUAGCUUGGAGAUUUCUGCCAAGGACUAUAAUGCAAGGAAUGACAGUAGUGUACUUCAAGAUGCUGCACUAAGAACAGCUGCCAAUGAUACUACUUUCAUAAGUAAUAUGGAUAUUUUGGUUAAUCUCGUGGUGAAGAACAAGGGGAGUUUAGCAGAUAUUCCUGUAUCAACAUUAAAACAAAGCAAUAAUUUUCAAAUAACUGCGGAGAGCACAAGUUACAUCAACAAUACCAAUGGCAAGGGAGAAGAGGAAUAUGCUUUAGUCACACGAGGAAAGAGCUCAGAAAUAAAUAAUCAAGGCAAAGCUGAAGAUUUUAUCAAACAAGGCAAUGAAGAUGCUGCAGAAGUACAUACUGACAGUGAAACAGGUGGAAAACAGGAAACAGAAAAAGAGAAAGGGGGUACAGACAAAACUGGUGCAGGUACAGAGUUAGGAUUGAUUGAUGAAUCUUUGUCACUUGGAGACAAUCAGGCAAUUGAACCUGAACACAGCCCCGACUUAAUCCAACAUGCUGAAAAUAAAACUAUUACAAAUAAUGACAGCACAAUUGAAGCGACAACUGAUAGUGAAAAGAAUAAUUCAUUCAGGCAAGCGUCCAGUGAGGCUCCAGAACACUUCACAAGUACCUUAAAAGAAUCAAGUAUGGAGAGCAGUGAAGAUCCUGAAAAGGUGUUUAUUUUUUUGAAGAAACAUUUAAAAAGUAAGCACAGAGUUCGAUUUCAGGGAGCACCUUUAAAACCAAAAGGGCAUCAUUUGACCUACCAAGUGGAAGAUAAAGGCACUACUGUGUCCAAGAUAAAAAGUUUGAAAAGGUACAUAAAAGGCAAAAAGAAAAAUAAUUCUAAAAAACAGCACAAAACUGCAGAAACCACAAGAAGGCAAGCUGCAGCUGAAAUGAUGCUGAAACACAGAAAAAAACUGAAGAAGAAGAUGUCACCAAGAGGGUUGAAGCAUGGUAUUAAACAAAGAACAAAUAUUUUUUCAGGAAAAAAACAAAAGCCAUCAAAAGGUUUUAAACCUAAACAUAAAGACUCUGUAAUUUAUCAAGAUGAUGCUUCACACAGUAUCAUUGUCGGAAUUCCCAAACGUAGUAAUGGAGUAACUCUUGAUUAUGAUGAAUAUAUUGCAAAUGUGGAAGUAAACCCUCUUAGAGCUGCCUUAGAAAAGGAUGAAGAGGAGACAGAUUUAGAUUUUGUAAGCCCUUAUUCCCAAGACAGCCGAUCUCAUUCAGAUAUGUCCCGGGAUCCAGAAAUGAUUGUCGAGCAUUAUUUACGCAGCCACAGUGGGAAUGUGAGGCGGUAUUUUAUUGCUGCAGAAGAAGUUCAUUGGGAUUAUACCAGAAAUGCAAUAGAUCUUGGAAGAUCAGCAAAGCAAAGAAAUACUCAGUACAAAAAGGUCAUUUUUCGGAGAUAUACAGAUGCACUUUUUAGGAAUCGUUAUGAUCACGGAGAACGGGAUGACCACUUGGGAAUACUUGGACCUGUCAUCAGAGCAGAAGUUAAUGAUGUCAUCAAGGUUACAUUCAAAAACCUUGCUUCCAGACCAUACUCCAUUCAUGCACAUGGAGUAACAUAUGAAAAAUCAUCUGAAGGAAUGAGCUAUGAAGACUUCUCUACUGAUUGGUUUAAAUCAGAUGAUGCUGUUCUGCCAAACACCACGUACACUUAUGUAUGGAAUGUGCCGCCUCGAUCUGGACCAACAGCCACUGGUUCCAUUUGCAAGCCCUGGGUCUAUUAUUCCAGUGUGGACUUUGAGAAGGAUAUUCACUCAGGUUUGAUUGGACCUCUUCUAAUCUGUAAGAAUGGAACAUUGACAUCCAUUAAUGAUAUCCCCAAAGAUGCUCACGAAUUCAUUUUGCUGUUCAACACUUUCGAUGAAACUAAAAGUUGGUACUUCAAUGACAACAAAAAACAAAGUUGUGAUGAAGACUGUGAGAUGAGUGAUAAUAAUUCAGAUUUUAUAGAGCGGAAUACAUUUCAUGCCAUAAAUGGAUUUGUCGAUGGUUCUUUAAGAGGUCUGGUGAUGUUUGAGAAGGAACUGGUUCAUUUUUACUUGAUUAACAUGGGGAGCUCGGAAGAUGCACACUCUAUACAUUUAGAUGGUCAUACAUUCAUUGAAAGAAGGGAGAACACACAUCGUCUGGGCAUUUACAGCUUGUACCCAGGUGCCUUUAGAACAGUGGAGCUGCAUUCAUCAAAACCGGGCAUAUGGCUAUUAGACUGUGAAAAUGGAGAGCAUUACAAAGGAGGCAUGCAGGCACACUUGCUGGUUCUAUCAAAAGAUUGUGAUCGCCCACUGGGUAUGGUAUCUGGAAGUAUAACUGAUCCUCAGAUCACUGCAUCAGACCAUGUAGAUGACUGGGAGCCAAAGUUGGCGAGAUUGCAUAACAGUAACAGGAUCAAUGCCUGGAGUGCUGAAAUGCACAGACACGAAAUACCUUGGAUCCAAGUUGACCUGGAAAGGCCAAUGGUGCUCACUGAGAUUUCCACCCAAGGAGCGAGCGUAUACUUUGUGCAAUAUUAUAUUACAGCCUUUUACAUUAAAUACAGUGUGGAUGGAAGCAAUUGGAAGUAUUACAAUGGAAACAGCAGGAGCUACAAACAAAUUUUUAAUGGAAAUUCUGACAGUUCAGGACUAAAGUUUAACAAGUUCAACCCUCCUAUUAUCGCAAGAUAUUUAAAAUUGUAUCCAACAUCCUUCAAAGUCAGACCAACUCUUCGCAUGGAAUUGUAUGGUUGUGAAAUUGACUACUGCUCACAACCCUUGGGAAUGGGGAAAAAAAAUAUUUCAGAUGAUCAGAUAACUGCUUCAUCCUUCUGGGCUUCAUGGUGGGGUUCUUGGUCACCAGCCCUGGCACGUCUGGACCUAGACGGCAGAUUUAAUGCAUGGCGACCUUAUGAACUGAAUGAAAAUCAAUGGCUUCAGGUUAACUUCCGUAAGAAAAUGAAGAUAACUGGCAUUAUUACACAAGGUGCCAAAUCCUUCCCCAUCACAAUGUUUGUGCAAAGUUAUGCAGUCCAUUUUAGCGAUAAUGGAAAAAUAUGGAUACCAUAUACAGAUCAGUCAAAUGGAAAUGAAAAGAUAUUCAUUGGAAAUACUGAUCAUCAUGGACACAGGAAAAACUACAUUAAUCCACCUAUUUCUGCCACAUAUAUCCGCAUAAUUCCAAAAACUUGGUAUAACAGCAUUGCACUUCGAGUAGAGUUCUUGGGAUGUGCCCUUAAAUGAAUAUUUUUUCAAGGGUAUUCAGGGAAGAACCAUUUGCAAAAAUAAAGAGAGUUUUCUAAUUAAAACUAUCGGUGCCUUUUUCGGGGAAUUCAUCAUUCACUGUGGAUAAAUUAAUUUUGAUCUGAAAAAUUAUGGUAAAUUUUCAUUUGUUUGGAAUUAACCUAUGCUGAUUGUAAAUAAUGCAAGAAAGAACAAAUAGGAUUAGUUUGGGAUGAGAAGAAUGAAACACAGAAGAGGGAGAAUGUGGGGGAAUGAUUGAUAAUAUCAUAUCAGAGGGAGUAAAGUGUAUUUGAUUAUGUUUGUAUAAAGGUAAAUUAUAUUAAUCAAAUUAUUUGUCUUAUUUUAUAUAUAUUAUAUAAGUACACAUGCUGUGAACAAAAUAAGCUUAAAGGGUAAAUAUUUGGUGAAUUGUUACGAAGAAUAUAAGGAAGAUAUUACUAUUCAUUUUUUCAUCAGAGAAGAAUAUGACUGUUACAUUUCAAUGUUAUCAUUUUGUAAAUAUAGAUAUGAACUAAAUGUGCAUAAGAGAAGGGACAAGCACUACUGCACCUCAGAUAAUAUCUGAAUCAAGAUCCUAAAUCUAUAAAGCUAAGAUUAAUACCUCAAAUUCUUUAAUGAAACUAAAAGUAAAACCACCCCAAAUACAUCUGUGGAGAAGUUAGAUCACAACUGUGUCCCACUGUUAAUAACUGCUUUCAAUUUACAAUGUCAAUGUAUUCCAUUUUGUUAUUUUCUUAGUUAAAUGUUUAUUAUUUUUCAUUAAAACUUUAGUGAAAACUCCCAGAAAUCCAAGGACAUAAAUUCCAGCAAAUUCCCUUCAUCUAGUGAAUGUAACCUCCUUGACGAAUUCAAUCAUUAGAGCAUUAUUAGCGAUCCUGAGGCCACAUUGUAUUGCCUCCAUUAGAGCUGGUACUUUCUCUGUGAUAAUUCCUAACAUUUUUUGCAAAAACUUUGCCAACAUUGACCCUUAACCUGCAGCUCCUCUUUUCAGAGCUUAGCAGAUAUUUAUGAAAAAUAAAGAAUGAAAGGGUAUCUCACAAUGUCAAUGGAUCUAUCACAAUUGCACCAGCAAUGAAUUUUAACACGCUCCCUUUUGACCUACUCCUUACCACUAAAUUUUCUUAACUUUUGAACAGCUACUGUUCUGAAUUACAAAGUAAAAAUUAGAUUAAAAUUAUAAAUAUUUUCCUUAAUGUUUUGCUAGUUUAUACUCAAUAUUUAAUUUCACAUUUAUUUAAUUCCUGUAUUUUCUCCCCAUUUUCCAAGCCAUUGGAAGUUGAGAGAGUGGAUGCAUUA